Molecule: messenger RNA, 1546 nt
Organism: Ostrinia nubilalis (European corn borer)
Lineage: Eukaryota; Metazoa; Arthropoda; Insecta; Lepidoptera; Crambidae
Product: serine/threonine-protein kinase Nek8-like
Exons: 7
Coding region: 458-1351 (297 amino acids)
Biological process (GO): protein phosphorylation
Molecular function (GO): protein kinase activity; ATP binding
Source: RefSeq, a predicted model, not a curated record
UUAUUUUUUAGUGGAACUGUUCGACGCAAAGGAAGAAAUCCAAAUUUCCUUUUUAUUUAUAAAAAAAUGUUUCGAUAGAUAGCAGUCUUGAUGUGACUGCUAUGAGUUUAUUUGGUUACCACUAGAUUACAUCCAAGUUUGAGUUUCCUUCUGAACAAAUGGCAGAAAUAAAGAGACGAUAAAUAAAUAUGGACUCCUAACAUUCGAAAACUGAUUUAUAAACUGGUUUAACACACUCACGUCACAAAGUAUCAUCAACGAAUAUUUAUAAACACAGGAAGUACCCUACAUACCUACCACAGAUAAAUGGACUACUUAUUGAACACUAUCCGCAAGUUACGCAAUCCGUCAUUUCCGCAUAGAGGGAUGGAUGAAAAGAGUCAACGAAAAGUAAUUAGGUAAUCAUAAAUUGUGUAAACUAUACGAAAUUUGAAUAAAUAAAUACGUCGUUUAAAACAUGGAUGUGACGAAAAGGUUUAAGGAUCAUAAUUUGAAUGUUUUAAAGACAAUAGGACAAGGAACGUAUGGGAAUGUUUAUUUGUGCGAAAAUACAUUAAGUAAUAAUUUAAGCAUUGUAAAAGACAUUGAAUUAAAUGGAAAGAUCCAAGACCAUAAGCAGGAUAUAGCAAAUGAAGUAAACAUUUUGUCUGCGAUGCGACAUCCGAAUAUUAUAAGAUUUUAUGAAUGCUUUUACACUGACAAUCACGUAAUGAUUUCUAUGGAAUAUGCCACUAGCGGGAAUCUAGCAGAAUACAUGUAUCAACGUUAUCCAAAACUUAUAAAACAACAGGAAAUACUCUUCUACUUCAGUCAAGUGUUGCUUGGAGUAAACUACAUACACAAUUUAAAUAUUAUCCAUCGAGAUUUAAAGGCCGAAAACAUUUUAUUAACCGGAAAAAAUGGUCUUUUAGUUAAAAUUGGUGACUUUGGCAUUUCUAAAAUGCUUGCGAGCGCGAAAAAAACAUCAACUGUCAUUGGAACUCCGUAUUAUUUAGCCCCAGAACUAUGUGAAAGUAAGCCCUAUGAUACGAAGAGCGACAUUUGGGCUCUCGGAUGUUUACUCUAUGAGAUGUGUACCCACAAAAGAGCUUUCGAUGCAGAGUCUCUGGUCGGAUUAGUAAAGGCUAUAACAAAUGGGAGUGUCCACCCUAUUGACUUGACGGUUUACGAAAGAGGAAUGCAAGAUCUUAUAGAUGCAAUGCUAUCAAUUCUGCCAGAAAAACGUCCCUGUGUGAAAGAACUCAUGGGCAGAAAGGUAAUGCUGCCAAUAAUCUAUACAGUUUUCUUAGACGCUGGUAAUGAUCAACUGUUACUGUUGAGAGCCCAGAAGGAUUUCUUAGGAAUAGUAUAAUACUUAUUAUGAUUAUAAUGAUGUGACACCUGAUAACAGUCAUCUAUGCAAGUUGGCUAAAGUUAACUCAACAUAAUAUUGUGUAAUUAAUAUGAUUUAAGAUAUCUUAAUAAAUGUAAAAUUAUUAAUCAUAAAUGCAGGUGCUUUAUAUGAUUUGACAAAUAUUGAAAAUUUGAAAUAAAACUAUGACAUGCA